Didymosphaeria variabile is the source of this 1212-nucleotide messenger RNA. RefSeq lists its product as uncharacterized. The coding region runs from base 1 to 1212 and encodes 403 amino acids. The record is from RefSeq and is a predicted model, not a curated record. NCBI's taxonomy places the organism in Eukaryota, Fungi, Ascomycota, Dothideomycetes, Pleosporales, Didymosphaeriaceae. The transcript has 2 exons.
AUGCAUUCAAUACGGCGGAAUUUUCGUGCGGCGCUCCUCGACAGCAGCCAGAUAGCUUUCCUUGCCAAUGGCUCGCGGCGCGCCUUCUCGCGAAGUACCGCCCUUCACCGCGGCGCACUCCCUGUCUUCGUCGAAGCCUCGUCGCCCGAGCUCUCGCAGCUUCUCUCUACGCUGAACUCCAAAGUGCUUCUUCCUCAUCACCUCACGCCGGAGCAAGAGAAGCUCGUCUUCAAGCCCGAGAAUCGCGCAAAGCUCGAGCAGGAGCCCAUCGAGAUUACUCUCGGCGACGUCACGCUCCCCCUCGAACACCUCGACCGUAACAAGGACAUUCCUGCCUACAAGGUCCACCUCCGCACCAUCGUCAAGGCGAGCAAGACGCCUGAGGACUGGGAAAAUGUUGUGCGCGCCUUAGAAGGCUACGCCAAUGCCGGCUUGCGUCUGCGAGCGGAGCAAAUGGCCAUGGUUGUGCGACUUCUGAACAGGGCGGGCCUGCAGCAUCUAGUUCUGAAGUUGGUCCAGAGGGCCAAGGCGACAGGCUUGAGGCUGAGGAACUUCGACCUCAUCAUCGCCGUGCUGCGCAGUGCAAGGGACAAGGCGUGGCAAGCGGGCUGGGAGAAGGAGGACCUCAAGAAGGCCCUGAGCAUGGCCGAGCAGGUCGUCGAGCUCAUGGACAAUGAAGAGCACCUGGGCAACCCCAAACUAACACAAGAAGACUUUCGUACACACCCGGCCGUCGUUGCCGUGCCCUUGGAAAUGGCCGCCGAGCUUGCAUACCGGCACGAGGGGGACGCGGACAAGGUCAAGCGAUACGCUCUGCGCUUGAUGAAUGCCUUGAAGCAGAAAGAUUUCUUGGCUGCCGAUAUUGAGAAGAUAGAAGCCUCUGCCGCGACGACCGAAGCCGAUUACCGAAAACCUUACUUACAGACCAAAGCCCUCACUACAUUGCACAACAACUUGAGCACUCUCAUUCCCAUCUGGAACGCACUCAGCACUGCACGCACAGUUUUGGACACCGAGAUGCCCAUGGCGGACGACGCAGAACGCAUGCAGCGGCAGUUACGCGAGGUUCUUCGGAAGGGCGAGGAUGCUAUGGAACUGCUAAGGCACAGAGAGAAUGCAGAAAUCGCGAGUGGGGAUCCUAAUAGCUAUGCGGGAUACGUGAAGAGAGCAAUCCAGGCUUGUGAGGAGGAUACAGAGGAGUCGGAGGAAUAG